Messenger RNA from Thelazia callipaeda (thelaziosis nematode), 1602 nucleotides. NCBI's taxonomy places the organism in Eukaryota, Metazoa, Nematoda, Chromadorea, Rhabditida, Thelaziidae. The record is from the annotation of a GenBank genome assembly.
AUGAUUGCUACAAAAUAUGACUACAACCUUUCUAAAGUGACCCUUGACCUUUUAAUUUUGUAUAUCAUUCUUUUACCUGCUGUCAGUGGAAACGCUGAUGCGAAUCGUUUGUUUGAAGAUUUAUUAGCUGAUUAUAAUAAACUUGUUCGACCAGUAGAUAAUAAAAGCGAUGCAUUAGUAGUACGGUUCAAAUUGAAAUUAUCACAGCUGCUUGAUGUGCAUGAAAAGAAUCAAAUAAUGACAACUAAUGUUUGGCUUCAACAUACUUGGACAGAUAACAAACUGAAGUGGGAUCCUGAAGAAUAUGGAGGAGUAAAUGUGCUAUACGUUCCUUCAGAUAUGAUUUGGAUUCCUGAUAUUGUUCUUUACAACAAUGCUGAUGGAAAUUAUCAAGUAUCAAUUGUUACGAAAGCUAAAAUUUUUCCAAAUGGAACUGUAGAAUGGGUACCACCAGCAAUUUAUAAAAGUAUGUGCCAAAUUAACGUUGAAUGGUUCCCAUUUGAUGAGCAAACUUGUGAAAUGAAAUUUGGUUCAUGGACUUAUGGUGGUUUAGAAGUCGAUUUGCAGCACAAAGAUUCAGAAAUUGAGAGGAAAGAGUUGGAAGUUGCUGUAGGCGUUGAUGGAGAAUAUGUUGAGACAGUUUGGAUCGUUGAUAAAGGUAUUGACCUAAGUGAAUAUUAUCCAAGUGUCGAAUGGGAUAUUCUCGGAGUUCCUGGAAAACGUCAUAAAAAACGUUAUUCUUGUUGCAAGUCACCAUUUAUUGAUUUGACGUACGAAAUUCAUCUCCGUCGGAAAACACUAUUCUACACGGUCAAUCUUAUUUUUCCAAUUGUUGGGAUCAGUUUUUUGACUGCUUUAGUGUUUUACUUGCCAUCUGAUGGAGGUGAAAAGAUCUCAUUAUGCAUCUCAAUACUAAUCUCAUUGACUGUAUUUUUCUUAUUACUUGUUGAAAUAAUUCCACCAACUUCUCUGGUGAUUCCAUUAAUCGGGAAAUACUUACUUUUUACGAUGGUAUUGGUCACUUUAUCAGUUACAGUCACUGUGGUCACUUUGAAUGUUCAUUACCGAUCUCCAACAACACAUACAAUGCCAAAGUGGGCUAAAAAAUUUUUCAUACAGUACUUACCUAAAUACUUAUGCAUGCAGCGACCAUCACUUGUACGAAAUGAUACAAAGUCAGCUAGUAUUGACAACCUAAAUACGAAAGUAAUCACAAGACGAUCUCGUCUUAGGGUACCACUGACUGAUCAUAAAAAUCAAGAACCAGCAUUGACAGCCGUCCUUGAAAAGCCACAAUUUCGAAGUCCAACACAUGUUUCUUCAACUUCUACUCAAUACGAUGCGCAAAUUUUUGGUUGUUCACGGCAAUGGAAUUCUAGAUCAACAACCAUGCAAGACGCAGUCGAUGAUGUUACCUUCAUUGCCAACCACAUGAAAGAAAAUGAAGAUGACCGAGAGGUGGUGACAGAUGACUGGAAAUACAUAUCGAUGGUAAUGGAUCGAAUAUUUUUGAUUUUAUUCACUACGGCAUGCUUACUCGGCAGCGUAGUUAUCAUCCUUCGUGCUCCAACAAUCUACGACACAGCGAUAGCUUUAGCUUAG